GGACGAACUGUUCUCAAUUCACAAACUUUCAAAACAUUUUGCGCGUGGAGCUGUGGGCUGAGUCCAGUUACAUCACCGGCAUAAAAACACAGAUGUGCGCAACGGAGGAGAGGAAACAGCCUGAGAACUGAGCUGAGAACAGGAGCUGAACCCUGAAGUGAAGGUGUGGGGACAGACUGUGGACAUAAUGGACAAACACCCAUUUAAAGAACUCAACAGACCCAGGAGGAGAUGCUUCACCAUGAAGCUGUUCGUCCUGUGUCAUGGCUUCCUGCAGUUUGCCCAGCUGAUGUACAGCGCCUACUUUAAGAGCACCAUCACCACCAUCGAAAGGCGUUUCGGCCUCAGCAGCUCCUCCUCGGCAACCAUUACCGCUUUCCAUGAGAUCAGUAACACCUGUCUGAUAAUAUUCAUGAGCUACUUUGGAAGUCGUGUUCACCGUCCUCGCUUCAUUGGAGUUGGUGGACUUGUGAUGGGCUUCAGCGCCUUAUUCAUGACCUUGCCACACUUUGUAUCCAAACCCUAUGAAUAUGAUUCAGUUUUACACGAUCACCAUGACAUUUGCAGCCCAGUGAGGAACUCAAGUAACAACGCGACCUGUGACAUCGACAAGACGUCACGUCUCUCUGACAGUGAACAUGUGCUGAUCCUCAUGGGCUUUGCUCAGCUAACUUUCGGUAUAGGCACAGUGCCCAUCCAGCCCUUUGGAAUUUCAUACAUUGAUGAUUUUUCAUCCUCUGGCGGCUCCUCUUUAAACAUGGGGCUCAUGUUUGCGUUAUCUGUGUUUGGACCUGCCUUUGGUUUCGUGGUGAGCUCGGGCAUGUUACGGAUCUACGUAGACGUGGACAAAACUGGCUUUGGAGCUGAACAGGAGCUGACGCCCUCUGAUCCUCGCUGGGUUGGCGCCUGGUGGAUCGGGCUGCUGAUAAACGCUGCCAUCUUGUUCAUCACUUCCAUCCCUUUUUUCUACUUCCCUCGCAAGAUGCCGCCAGAAGAAAAUGUGGUCGGACCUGAGAGCAACGUGAAUGAUGAUUUCACAGAUGAUGUCAGUUUUUGCAAGUUUAUAGCAAGGUUUCCCAGAAGACUUCUGAGCUUCCUGCUGAACCCACUCUACAUGCUCAUGGUUCUGGCCCAGUGCUGCUUCUCCUCCGUGGUUGCAGGUCUCUCUACUUUCCUGAACAAGUAUUUGGAGCAACAGUACAGCGUUCCACUGGGCUACAGCAGCCUGCUCGUAGGUCUGGGGAAUCUGCCUGCAGCAGCAGUUGGGAUACUGUUUGGUGGAUUUCUCCUAAAGAUGAACGUCAUCCCUCCCAAGAGGAUCGUGGUGUUCUGUGUUGCUGUGCUGAUGAUCUCCACGGUUAUCUGCAUCCCUCUGUUCUUUCUGGGAUGUCCCAAUCAGAAAGUCACAGAGGUCAAUUAUAACCUGAAUGGGUCCUUAUCCAGGUGUUACUCCAGCUGUUCCUGUCCUGAGAGUGCCUUCAACCCUGUAUGUGGCUCAGAUGGUAUUGAAUAUGUUUCUCCCUGCCAUGCCGGCUGCUCAGGCUUCACCAGAGAUCCCAACAACACCCACAAGGUUCAGAUGUAUACUGACUGCAAAUGUGUGUCUGGAAACCUGACUGAGGCCAAGCCCACUCCCUGUCCGAAGGUCUGCCCUAGUUAUUUAAUAUUCAUCGUCAUCUCUCUCAUCGCUUGUGCAGCACUAGUCGGCAACUUCGCCUACGUCCCCAUGUACAAAAUCUUGCUGAGUCAUUCUCUUCAUGAAGAAAAGCCAUUUGCCCUUGGAAUUCAAUUUUUAGUGAUAAGAAUGCUCGCCUGGAUACCUGCCCCUGUGGUCUUUGGGAAGGUCAUCGAUUUAUCCUGCACCUGGUGGAAGCGUAUGUGUGGAAAGAAGCGGAGCUGUGCUUACUACGACAACUACCUCUUCAGAAACCGGUACAUUGGGCUACAGGUGGGCUAUAAGCUCUUGGGCAUCACAAUGCUGCUUCUGUAUAUAUGGAAGUCAAAGGGGAGGCGGGAGUACAAUCUGAGGAGAGAUGGAGAACUAAUGCAACAUCAGGAGGAUGGCGUGGACAUAAGAAAUGGAGAGCUGAGGCAGAAUCACGAGGGCAGUCUGGAGAGGAAAAAUGGAGGCAUGAUGCAUAGUCUGGAGAACAGUGCUGAGAGGAAGAACGGAGAUGUACUGUGAAACAGCAGAUUCUUCUCACUGUCCGACAGUUUGCACAUUUCAGAGGCCGACUUUCCUACUCACUGGAGUUGGGAUGUGAAUCUUUACCCCUCCCCACUCUGAUGUGUACAAUGGUAUGAUUUUGUGCAGGGGUGUCCAACUCUUUUUAGUUCAGGGGCCAUGCAGCCAUAUUUGAUCUGAAGCAGGCCAAAUAGGCAUAAUAUUGUUAAAAUCUGGAUAAUGGUGAAUGGAUAAUUUGUAAAUAUAAACAUUUUCAUCAUGUAAUUUCACUUGUUUCACACUUAAAAAAAGAGAGAAAUUUGAAGUGGUCAUCAUUUAUAUGUUAUUAUGCUAUUAUUUUACUAUCUGAACCAGUUGAUAAAAUUGUUAUGCACGUGAUCUCUGAACUAAAAUGACCCUUGACUGUUAACAUCUUAAGUGUAAUUUUUGCACUUAACUAAUUCAUCCUGUGGACUGAAUUUGACCCUCUGGUGGGCCAGUUUUUGCCACAUAUUUGACACCCCUGGUUUUGUGGCUGUUAGUGCUCAAUAUGUAUUGUCAAACAUUGUCUCUCUAUGAGGAACCUCACAACAUUGGUUACAAAACAAGUCUGACAGAUGAUCAACAACAGAUCUUUAUGCUUGUUCCUAUAUGAAAUGAAUAACUUCUACUUGCUAUUACAAUGGGAACAAUCUAAUUAUCUGCAUAGCUUAAUAUUUAAGUUUAUUUUUAUAUGGAUUUGUCUCAUACAAAGAGACAUUUUUAUCUGCAAUGUUCACUUCAUUUUAUAGAAAGAGAAUAUAUUCUCUUGUGUGUGUGUGUGUGUGUGUGUGUGUGUGUGUGUGUGUGUGUGUGUGUGUGUGUAACACUUUGACUGCAAUGUUCACAGAUUGUAAUUGACCACCAAUAUUAUAUGUCUACUGGUGGCCAUAAAUACUGUAAAUGUUUAUAUCUAUUUCAGUUUACAGUACCUUUUUUAAAACUAUUUAUGUGGUGCCUUUACCAAAUAAAAUGUCUUCAAACAUA
Sphaeramia orbicularis (orbiculate cardinalfish) is the source of this 3190-nucleotide messenger RNA. RefSeq names its product solute carrier organic anion transporter family, member 2A1 (gene slco2a1). The coding region runs from base 188 to 2185 and encodes 665 amino acids. Gene Ontology annotation, cellular component: basolateral plasma membrane. The transcript has 14 exons. The record is from RefSeq and is a predicted model, not a curated record. Lineage: Eukaryota; Metazoa; Chordata; Actinopteri; Kurtiformes; Apogonidae. Gene Ontology annotation, molecular function: prostaglandin transmembrane transporter activity; protein binding. Gene Ontology annotation, biological process: prostaglandin transport; sodium-independent organic anion transport; transmembrane transport.